Messenger RNA from Blumeria graminis f. sp. triticale, 243 nucleotides. NCBI's taxonomy places the organism in Eukaryota, Fungi, Ascomycota, Leotiomycetes, Helotiales, Erysiphaceae. The record is from the annotation of a GenBank genome assembly.
GUUUCAAUUAAAACUAUACAUGGAAGUGAUUGGGGUGGCAACACCAUAAGCCCCUGGAAUAUAAGUGCUAGCCGCAAGGGGUCGGGUACCACUCAGCAUAUAUGCAACAGCAUCGAGUGUACAGGUGUAUCUCGAGUGUCCCUAAAGGAAACCAGUACGGUUGCCCCUGGAGCAGCUAUUCAGGGGCGCUCAACUAGGAUACUGAGCUGCGAUUAUAGGGGCAGUGAUGUGUUAAGGUUAUGA